AAAAGAUAUUCAAUGGUAUUUAAUCUAUAGUAAUCUCUAGCCAAAAGCUCCAAAAACCAGCAAAGCUAAGAAAUUAUAAAAGAAAGUAGCUGACAGAAAAAAGAAUCCACUUUUUGUAAAGGAUGCUAAAAACUUUAGAAUCGGAAAUGAUGUUUAGCCAAAGAGAGAUUUAUCAAGAUAUGUCAGAUGGCCUAGAUAUAUCUUACUUCAUAGAUAAAAAAAGAUUUUAUUACAAAGAAUCAAAGUACCAGCUGCUAUUCAUUAAUUCAGCAAAACACUUGAUAAAAAUCAAUGUAAAUAUUAUUUCUAUAUUCAAGCAUCUAAAGUAUUGGGUUUAUUGAAGAAAUAUUCACCAGAAACCAAAACUGAAAAAAAAUAAAGAUUAACCAAAUUAGCUGAAUAAAAGGCAUAAGCUUAAAAGUCAGAAUCAAAGAAAGUCUAAGUACUUAAAUUUGGAUUAAACCAUGUGACUACAUUGGUUGAGACUAAAAAGGCUAAGCUUGUUGUAAUUGCUUAUGAUGUUGACCCUAUUGAACUUGUUGUCUGGUUACCACAAUUAUGCAGAAGAUAGGAAGUUCCAUUCUGCUUCAUCAAAAGUUAUAUUCAUUAAUAUAUUUCUUAGAUAAGGCAAGAUUAGGAUCUUUGGUUCAUCAAAAAACUGCCACUUGUGUUGCCUUGACCGAAGUUAGAAAGGAAGAUCAAGCUGAAUUCGAUAAUUUAGUAUAAUUUUUUUGUAUUCUAAGGCAAGAGAUUUAAGAUAACAUUAUAAUGAAAACCAUGAAUUAUUGAGAACCAUCGGAGGAGGAUAAGUUGGAAUUAAAUCAAGACAUUAAUAGGAAGCAAUAAAGAAGGCAUUUGAAUUGGAAGAAUUAAAGAAGACAUCUUAAUGA
This is a messenger RNA of Paramecium octaurelia, 890 nucleotides long. The record is from the annotation of a GenBank genome assembly. NCBI's taxonomy places the organism in Eukaryota, Ciliophora, Oligohymenophorea, Peniculida, Parameciidae.